AUGCUACUCGAUCUGUCGCACGCCCCGUGGCGUGCGACGCAUUUUCAUCCCGCCGCGCGCCCUUUGCGGCCCUGUUGCCGCUCUUCGCGGCCCCGUCGCCGCCCUUCGCGGCCCCCACUCGGCCCCUCCCCCCCCUUCGCGGCCCGUCGCCGCCCUAAGCGGCCCCAUCGCCGCCCGCAGCGGCCCCCGUCGCCGCCCUCUACGGCCCCGUCGCCGCCCGCAGCAGCCCCGUCGCCGCCGCAGCGCCCCGUCACCGCCCGCAGCGACCCCUUCGCCGCCCGCAGCGGCCCCGUCGCAGCCCGCAGCGGCCCCGGCGCCGCCCGCAGCGGCCCCGUCGUUGUCCGCAGCGGCCCCGUCGCCGCCCGCAGCGGCCCCGUCGCCGCCCGCAGUGACCCCUUCGCCGCCCGCAGCGGCCCCGUCGACGCCCGCAGCGGCCCCAUCGCCGCCCUCCGCGGCCCCGUUGCCGCCCGCAGCGGCCUCGUCGCCGCCCUCUGCGGUCCUGUCGCCGCCCUCCCGCUGCCCCUUCACGGCACCCUGGGGAGCCUACAAUGA
Messenger RNA from Closterium sp. NIES-65, 552 nucleotides. The record is from the annotation of a GenBank genome assembly. NCBI's taxonomy places the organism in Eukaryota, Viridiplantae, Streptophyta, Zygnematophyceae, Desmidiales, Closteriaceae.